AUGGCGUCGGCCGCGUACGACAACUUGUGCUUCGAGAUCUACGAGGAGAUAUACCGGCGGCUCGAGCGGAGAGACGAAGACCAGCUGCGGUUUGCGGCUAAGGGCACGGCCAAAAAGGUGCUGCGGCGCGAGAACUUGCUUCGAUUCUUCCGGAGCCUUGUCGUCCCUCACCUGACGGCCCUGCAGCAGUUUAGCCACGACGAGGACGAGCUGGUCGAGAGGGUCAACAAGCGGAACCUGCACGAUUUUCUGGCCAUUUUGAUCUUCGGCACCUGUCGCAUCGAAGCAGCAUGGACCUUCACGCGCGAGCUGGUGGCCCGCGAUGAGUGGCCGGUCCGCCGCCGCGGCAAGACGCUGGGCCUCCUCCCUGCCGAGCGCGACGACCUGAUCGACCUCUUUGGCAACGUCGUCGCUGCCGACAAGUUCUUCGGCAACCAGGCCUGCUUCAGCACCGUCGUCAUCCGCAAGCGCGAGGAGGUCCGCGUGAGAGACCCCCAGGGCCAGAGGCUGCCCUAUCUCGAGGAGCAGGCUCUGGCCAAGGGCUCUUUUGGCAAAGUCUUCAAGGUCAAGAUCGCCAGGGGCCACUUCUACGAUCCCCAGACUGGCAUGGGAAACCUCGCCCCCCUCGACAUGGCUCGCAAGGACUACCUCGUCAGCAGCGAGUUUCCUGCUAGAGGCGAGCGCGAGAUCAUGGAGAAGAUCCUCACUAGCUCCGCCCGCGCCUGCCAGAAUAUCCUCGAGAACUACGGUAGCCUCGAGGUCGGCCCCUCGACCUACAGCCUGUUCAUGCCGCUGGCCAUCUGCGACCUCCGCGCCUACAUGAUGGAGCAUCACCAAGCACGCCCCAACACCAUGGCCGAAAAGGCCAACAUGAUCCUCUCUGCCGAGGGCCUGGCCGGCGGCUUGAACUUCCUCCACACCGAGAUGGAGACGUCUGACCGGGAGAAGCUGGUGUGCUACCACAUGGACCUCAAGCCCAGCAACAUCCUCAUCUUCCGCGAGGCUGGCGACGACCCGACCCGAGACCACGCCAUCUGGAAGCUGAGCGACUUUGGCAUGGCCCGCGUCAAGCUGCGCCGAGCCGGCCAGGACACGGAGCGGGAAAAGGAUUUCAACAGCUGGUUCGUCCGCCGCCAGAAGCCCCCCGACCCGUCUCUCUCGGCCACGCUGAAUCGACGUGGAGAGGGCACCUAUCUCGCCCCCGAGUCGGUCUCGUCGACUAAGAGCAUGAAGGCCGAGAGCGACGUGUGGUCCCUGGCUUGUGUGAUAAGCGUCGUCUUCGCCUACCUCGAGGAAGGCAGCGACGGCAUCGAACGAUACCAAGACGCCCGCCUGGCUCACCCUAAUGCCAACGGCUUCGAUCGUUUCUUCCUCCGGGGCACGCGAUUUACGUCUACAAAAGUCCAUCCGGCGGUCCACAAAUGGCAUGCGCGACUUAUCGAUAGGGCAGCCGAGCGAGAUCCGGCGGAGGCGGAAGUGGUGAAGUUUAUGCUGCGAUAUCUCGAGGAGGCAGUGUUUGACGUCGAGCCGUUUCCCAAACGGCAUGGGGCGAAGAAUGUUCGAGACAUGUUGCUGAAAACAUUUAAAAAGUACAAGAGCCUGGGAGAAACACAGAGGGACAAGGAAUCGGAGGCCGGACGCCUCAAACCCCUCGGAAGCACCACGCUGCCGGAGUCACCGGCACGCGGACAGGUGCAAGGAUGGUAUUUGUCCAGCACCGAGGCGUCCAAGGCCUGCAAGAUCUCUCCAGAAGGAUCCCUCGUCGCAUACUGGACCGACGUCAAAAUUUCGCUAUACACGUCGCAGUCCCUUUACUCCAGCAAGGGUGACGAGGCAGCACCUGCAGCAGAACAUCUCCUUGUGGCGACAGACUGCAUCUUAAAGGGCGUCUGCUUGACGCAAAGGUAUCUCGUUGCGUCGACUACGGGUGCUAACUUCAACUGCUACAUAUUCGACCUUCAACGCGGCACCUCGGUCGAUGCCAGCCUCGACCAUUGGUACCGGCUUACUCUCCCCCUCCCCGAAAUACACAGGCUUGCCAUCUCGCCCGACGGCAAGACAGUGGCGUGCAUUCUGAGGGACAAAGAAGGAGAACAGAACCCCUGCUCUCUAUUCACGGCGUCGGUGGCAGAUCUUAUUAAAUACUCGAAGAGACCACCAUCCUCCUCAACCGACGAGGCCUCGAUGUCGGCAGACGCAAGCAAUACCUCGAUCACAAUAGCGAUGGAACCUUGGGAACUGGAAAAGCUAGACUGGCCUGCACCAGCUGUAACCCACGUAUCUUUUUCCGGAAAAGACGAUAUAUACCUGGUGGUGCGGCCGGAACUGACUGCAAAAAGCCGCGUUCAUCAAAUUCCCAUUGUUCACUUGUCUCUCGCCAACAGAACAAUGGAAAGCGUCAUAAUCGAGUCGCGGGGACUCGACAACAGCAGCUCCGCAGGCCUUCUGACAACAUUCGCCCCGUUCCACAACGAUCCCGCAACGUGCGCUGUCGUCACUCGAGAGAAUUGCCUCCACAUCCAAAACUUAACCGAAAGCGAACCGAUUCCCCCGAUACACAAGGGCCUCAAGAACUACCGGGUGCUGAAGCUGAUGAUGGACUGGCACGACGACAAGAUGUUUGCGCUCGGCACGACGCCUCUGAACCAGCGGCUGCUUCUCUUGGAGCUCACGGUCCCACGCUCCGAGGCAGAGAAGGUCGAGGUUAGGGAGCUGGCGCAGCUUCCCGGCUUGUCUCAUAACGACGAGUUCACCGUGCGGCUCUCGGACGAGGCCGGCGAGAAAUACAUUCUGGUCGCUGCAUUGGUCGGUGCAAACCGCCGGGCAAUCUACCGGGCGCGUCUCUCAGAGCCAGAAGUGGAGUAA
Molecule: messenger RNA, 2865 nt
Organism: Lasiosphaeria miniovina
Lineage: Eukaryota; Fungi; Ascomycota; Sordariomycetes; Sordariales; Lasiosphaeriaceae
Exons: 5
Coding region: 1-2865 (954 amino acids)
Biological process (GO): chromosome segregation; protein phosphorylation
Cellular component (GO): nucleus; mitotic spindle pole body; cytoplasm
Molecular function (GO): ATP binding; protein serine/threonine kinase activity
Source: RefSeq, a predicted model, not a curated record